GAGACAGGCGGAGGCGGCGAUGGUUUUCACCAGUUUGCGUCUGAACAUUCCGCUCACAAUCGGCGACGCGCUUGCCGGCUUUCAUCUAGUACCUCCACGUGUAGAAGAUGAUCCAAUAGUUGUGUCCAGGGCUAUCAGGGCUGGGAAGGAACAACAAACAAGUGCUUUUAGGACUCAAGACAGACUAAAAAACCAGCACACCACAGAGAUGGUACAUCAAAGUGAAAAUGUAAAUCUCGUCCAAAAUACACCAAAAUUCAAGAACAUGGAUAUGAUUGAUGCAUUGAUGCUGCAGAAACGAGCAAAUGGACAAUCAUCUCAACGUUUGCUGGAACUAACGGAACUCGUGGACAACCACCAACAGUAUUCUAUGUUUGCCUAUGGUCAUGCGGCAGCCGGGAUAUUUAUGAGGAUCUUUGACGAUUUUCGUUGUGCGGAUGUUUGGGGUCUCUGUUGCGCGUUCACUUGCUGUCCGUUGUGCUGGUUGCCAUUAGACGGUGGCCGGCGUUGUUCGUGCCUCUGUGCCGGCUGCUGCCCAGACUAUCCAGGAUCUAAGGUGAAAGUUGUCCAUGACGAUUGCUGUCGCAGACAAGCGCGUUGGUGGGCCCUAGUUCGUCGUGGCCGUGCGCAAAGCACCACUGAGCGGUCGGGUCGCACAGACAAUGCGUGGUUAGGCUUCUUGGCACCGAGAAAAUGGAAAAUCAUUCUCCAAGAAGCAAGAUCAUCUGCCACGGCCAUGAUGACUGGGCGUGCUGCUGCCACGCAGACACCAGACGACAUCAAAAAGACCGCGAAGAACGACGGAGCGGGAUGGGACUACACCGUUGUAGGGCCUGCUGUCCGUGCAAUUGACCGGUCCAAGAGGCAACCUGGUCAACUUGGAAAAGCGUUGCCAGAUACUACAAAUGAACAACAUGACGACGACUUGCAUGAACAAGCUACUAAUUUGGAUGACGUUACACGAUUUGUUUCCUUCCGCGGCACCAGUCAGCGAGCUCCCGUCACUGCAGUUGAGACUUCGCAAGCAACCAAAACCAUGAAUGGAGAGUCCUCUCCCUCCGCAGCCGCUGUAUCUUUUGAGAAGUCAUUCGCCACCACGACCACCUCUGCUGGUACUGGUAGUGCAACCACCACCACCACAGCAGGACCAGAAGCAGCAGGGGGAUCAACAUCCUCAGUAGAACAAGUUGUAAAGUCGCCUUUAGAAGUUGUGCAUUGGGAUGUUUCAAACAAAGACCAUCCUACAUGGGGUGUUCUGCUGGACCACCGUAUAAAAAGCUGGAUGAUAGUGUUGCGAGGAACGAUGAGUCCCUCAGACCUGUUGCGCGACGCCGAUGCUGGGUUUAUGAAGAUCGAUGAAGAUGAUCCGGACGACCAAUACCUACACUCCGGUGGCCUGGAUGCCGCCUGGUCUAUACUGGAAAAACUAGAGGAGAACAACCUGUUGCAAGGACUGGAUCUCGAAGCAGGAGUGUUUGUACAACACAAGAACAAAGACGAGAAGGGCCCAGAUAGUUUACUCUCCGGUUCUUCCGCGGGGGCAAGAACAUACUCCGAAAACCAGAUCGUUAAAGGUCGCAAAGUAGAGGGCCACGAGGUGGAGAGGGAGACCUCUACUACUCGCUAUAGGGUCAUCGUGCAAGGCCAUUCGCUAGGUUCCCUUGUCGGUUUACCACUGAGCAUUCUGCUAAAACGGAAGUACGGGAUGCGGCAUCUGCGUUGUUUGCUGACGGGUCCCGUGAUCGCAGCUGUGUCGCCAAGACUAGCGCAGCUCUGUGAACCUUUCACUGUCUGUUAUGUCUAUGAAGAUGAUGUGGUCAGUCGCUUGACCGUGAAAGCAACCAUUUGCGCGCAAGACCGCAUGUUACGCCACAUGAUCAACCGAGGCGCCGAAACGACGAAGUUCCGUGUCGUUUGCUGCGGUGCCAAACCAGCGAUAGAGGUUCCUGCUUUUCAUUCCAGAAAGCAUAAGGACGCUGAUGAAGAAGGUCUUGAAGACUACGACGAUAUCCCUAACCGUUCUGCAGAUGAGAGCGUCCCCUUAUUUUUGAAGAAUUCUACUAGCACACAGAGUAGUUCUUCCAAACAUGGCCCCAGAGGACCACCCGUUCUGCUCUAUGACCGCUCCUUAGUAGAACUAAACCACCUCCCACCAAAACUGCGUGUCGACAGCGCUCUUGCCGGAGUCGUGCUGCAUCUUCAAAAAUCCUCUAGUGGUACUGAAGAUGAGAGGUAUCAGAUGAACGUGGUGGAUCGGGCAGCAGAAGCUGGAUUCUGCGAUGAACUUGUGGUUAGCUUUAAAGCUUUUGCAGAUCACAUGCCGUCCGCCCAGCAGAUAGCCUGGGACACGUGGUUCAAAAACGCCUUGAUUCCAGCAUUGACAGAACUAGGAAUGGUAGAAGAGGUAAGUGCGAAGAUGAAGAGGGCAUAAUGAUGAAGUAUGAGUAGUUUGAGUAAGUACUGCUACUGUGUAAAAGAUGAAGAUGUAGAAGAAGUAGAUGAUGAAAGCUUAUAGAGGAUCGACAAGCAUAAGGAGAAGUAUAACUAAGUAAGUACAACAGCGUGAAGAAGAAGACAUAGUACCAGUAGAAAUAAGUCGUCGAUGAUGAAUUACAUUUACACGCAAUCGCAAAGUGAGACUGAUAGUGAAAGUUAUGAAAUCGAUGAUAUGGGAGAGCAGGGAGCCAUGAUACAACAUCAACUUCUGAUUGCUCUACAAUUUUCGAAAUGAACUCAAGUUUGUGCUGAACGAAGUAAGAUAGAAGGGUCUUGAUAGUAGAGGACC
Messenger RNA from Amoebophrya sp. A25, 2785 nucleotides. The record is from the annotation of a GenBank genome assembly. NCBI's taxonomy places the organism in Eukaryota, Dinophyceae, Syndiniales, Amoebophryaceae.